UGUAAUCCUUGGUAAACAUUCCAGAGGUUAUCACUACGUGCUAGCUAACCUGGGUUUUACAGAUAUUAUACUGGAGAGAGUAAUGCAUGGAGGCGCCAAUGUUACUGGAUUCCAGAUUGUCAACAGUGAAAACCCAAUGGUUCAACAGUUUCUACAACGCUGGAUUAGACUGGAUGAAAGGGAAUUCCCUGAAGCCAAGAACUCUCCAUUAAAGUAUACAUCUGCACUGACCCAUGAUGCAAUAUUAGUCAUAGCAGAGGCUUUCCGCUACCUCCGAAGACAGCGUGUUGAUGUGUCCAGGAGAGGCAGUGCUGGAGACUGCCUAGCAAACCCUGCAGUGCCCUGGAGCCAAGGAAUUGAUAUAGAAAGAGCACUGAAAAUGGUACAAGUCCAAGGAAUGACUGGAAAUAUCCAGUUUGACACCUACGGACGCAGAACAAAUUACACAAUUGACGUGUAUGAAACGAAAGCCACUGGAUCACGGAAGGCUGGUUACUGGAAUGAAUAUGAAAGAUUUGUGCCAGCACUAGACCAGCAAGUGUCUAAUGACACUUCAUCUGUGGAGAACAGAACAAUAGUAGUGACUACCAUCCUGGAAUCGCCAUAUGUAAUGUAUAAGAAAAACCAUGAACAACUAGAAGGGAAUGAGAGAUAUGAAGGAUAUUGUGUAGACUUAGCUUAUGAAAUAGCAAAACAUGUUGGAAUAAAAUACAAACUGUCAAUUGUUGGAGAUGGGAAAUACGGAGCUAGGGACCCCGAGUCUAAGAUAUGGAAUGGCAUGGUGGGUGAACUAGUCUAUGGGAGAGCAGACAUAGCUGUUGCUCCACUCACCAUAACGUUGGUACGAGAAGAAGUCAUAGACUUUUCAAAACCUUUUAUGAGUCUGGGCAUCUCCAUCAUGAUCAAGAAGCCUCAGAAAUCUAAACCUGGCGUAUUUUCCUUUCUGGAUCCUUUGGCUUAUGAAAUUUGGAUGUGUAUAGUCUUUGCUUACAUUGGAGUCAGCGUAGUUCUUUUCCUAGUCAGCAGAUUCAGUCCUUAUGAAUGGCAUUUGGAAGACAACAAUGAAGAACCGCGUGACCCCCAGAACCCUCCUGACCCUCCAAAUGAGUUUGGAAUAUUUAACAGCCUUUGGUUUUCCCUGGGUGCCUUUAUGCAGCAAGGAUGCGAUAUUUCUCCAAGAUCUCUCUCAGGACGAAUUGUCGGAGGAGUCUGGUGGUUCUUCACACUCAUCAUCAUCUCUUCUUACACUGCCAAUCUUGCUGCCUUCCUUACUGUGGAAAGGAUGGUCUCUCCCAUAGAAAGUGCAGAGGAUCUGGCGAAGCAAACUGAAAUAGCCUAUGGAACCUUGGAUUCAGGAUCAACCAAAGAAUUUUUUAGAAGAUCAAAAAUAGCAGUCUAUGAGAAAAUGUGGUCGUAUAUGAAGUCAGCAGAGCCAUCUGUAUUUACCAAAACAACAGCUGACGGGGUCGCUAGGGUGCGGAAGUCAAAGGGAAAGUUUGCCUUCCUCCUUGAAUCGACCAUGAACGAGUAUAUCGAGCAGCGAAAGCCAUGUGACACAAUGAAAGUUGGUGGGAACCUGGAUUCCAAAGGCUAUGGUGUAGCAACUCCGAAAGGCUCAGCAUUAAGGUGGGUGGAAUAA
Chelonoidis abingdonii (Abingdon island giant tortoise) is the source of this 1639-nucleotide messenger RNA. The record is from RefSeq and is a predicted model, not a curated record. NCBI's taxonomy places the organism in Eukaryota, Metazoa, Chordata, Testudines, Testudinidae.